Mus musculus (house mouse) is the source of this 3130-nucleotide messenger RNA. RefSeq names its product CD8 subunit alpha (gene Cd8a). Gene Ontology annotation, biological process: cell surface receptor signaling pathway; T cell activation. Bases 127 to 870 code for a protein of 247 amino acids. The transcript has 5 exons. The record is from RefSeq and is marked validated. Gene Ontology annotation, cellular component: signaling receptor complex; external side of plasma membrane; plasma membrane. NCBI's taxonomy places the organism in Eukaryota, Metazoa, Chordata, Mammalia, Rodentia, Muridae.
GCUGGCUAAAGGAGCAGUUUCCCCGACCCUACACGCCUCCCCCACCGCACCUCCUCCGCCCUGUUCCUGGGCCCCUCCCCUAGAGCCCUAGCUUGACCUAAGCUGCUUGCUGGUGGAGAGCACACCAUGGCCUCACCGUUGACCCGCUUUCUGUCGCUGAACCUGCUGCUGCUGGGUGAGUCGAUUAUCCUGGGGAGUGGAGAAGCUAAGCCACAGGCACCCGAACUCCGAAUCUUUCCAAAGAAAAUGGACGCCGAACUUGGUCAGAAGGUGGACCUGGUAUGUGAAGUGUUGGGGUCCGUUUCGCAAGGAUGCUCUUGGCUCUUCCAGAACUCCAGCUCCAAACUCCCCCAGCCCACCUUCGUUGUCUAUAUGGCUUCAUCCCACAACAAGAUAACGUGGGACGAGAAGCUGAAUUCGUCGAAACUGUUUUCUGCCAUGAGGGACACGAAUAAUAAGUACGUUCUCACCCUGAACAAGUUCAGCAAGGAAAACGAAGGCUACUAUUUCUGCUCAGUCAUCAGCAACUCGGUGAUGUACUUCAGUUCUGUCGUGCCAGUCCUUCAGAAAGUGAACUCUACUACUACCAAGCCAGUGCUGCGAACUCCCUCACCUGUGCACCCUACCGGGACAUCUCAGCCCCAGAGACCAGAAGAUUGUCGGCCCCGUGGCUCAGUGAAGGGGACCGGAUUGGACUUCGCCUGUGAUAUUUACAUCUGGGCACCCUUGGCCGGAAUCUGCGUGGCCCUUCUGCUGUCCUUGAUCAUCACUCUCAUCUGCUACCACAGGAGCCGAAAGCGUGUUUGCAAAUGUCCCAGGCCGCUAGUCAGACAGGAAGGCAAGCCCAGACCUUCAGAGAAAAUUGUGUAAAAUGGCACCGCCAGGAAGCUACAACUACUACAUGACUUCAGAGAUCUCUUCUUGCAAGAGGCCAGGCCCUCCUUUUUCAAGUUUCCUGCUGUCUUAUGUAUUGCCCUCUGUAUUGUUUUAGUAGGGGUGUGAUGGGGACAGUUCCUUUUUCUUUAUGAAUUCUCUUUGACACAAAGCAUACUUGUAUGCAUACAAUGGGAGUAAUGAGCAGACUGUAACACCAGAGCUAGUUCCAGUUUCGGGGUCCAUGUCGCUGGUGGCCUCAGCACCCACUUGAUAUAAAUCUCCUGUCUGCCCAUCAUAUAGAAGAAGCUGAAGAUCAGAGGUGGAAACAGCAGGAUCUGUAGACCCGGAGAGAACCCAAGCUAGAGGAACCCUCACUGACUGGUGCAGGGAUCUCACCCCCAUCCCCUGAGCUCUCUGUUUAGGUAUGUGUCUUUAGUAUAGCAUGCUUGUGCCUCAAACUGCAAGGAAGCAAGUGGUAUGAAUCUGUGAUCUGCUCAGCUCUGGCUGUGAGCAUCAGAUGUAACAAAUCAAAGUCAGGAGAACUGCCUUUAGCGGUGCACCUGGACAUCAGAGCCCCUUGUAAGAACUGGGAAAUUGCUGGCAGUCUAGUGGAGCGGUACGGUAAAUCUGGAAAACACUCCCCUCUGUCACUGAAGGCUGUAGUAGAAUCCAAUUAAAGCUAUUCAAACCACUGCCGCAGACCCUCUGGGUCCCUGUGUCUGCGUGGAAUGGGUCUCUCGAGCAGGUGGGCAAAGCGUAGGAUUAAACUGACAAACAGAUGCACACAGGAGAGGCGUUGAAUCUGAAUGUAAUGUCAGGUCGAACCUCGGACUUUUUAUAAUACAGAAAAAAUUCCAGGGGCGAUAUGUCACACCAGACAAGGUACACUGAAAUUUACCAGAUACAAGAGAAUGACUUCGAAAGGAAUUUGCAGGAACUAGAUAAAUGUUUACAAUAGAGAUUAUCAGCCCUGCCUAGGAUCAUCAGCCUAGUGCCAGGUAAGAAUUUCACACUUUAGUGUUAAAAGCACCAGGGGGUAAUUACUCUUGGCAGGCCUCAAGAAUAAUGUAGUGUCACGGACCCCUAAAUUCCUAGGCCUUGUUAAAUCUUAUCUUGUCUGGAGAAUCCCCAUUUAUCAGGAGAGUAUCUCAACUUGCUCUUGGCAUGGAAUGUAGCCUGUACUAAAGAUUUUUAUCUCAGUGAGAUUCCCAGGCUCUUUCUGCAGACCAGAUGAGCUAAUGGCCUUGUUUAUUGUAAUGCUUAAUUAGUUACUGAAUAGGUUAAACUCCUUGCUGUUAUCUGGGAUCUUGGAACAAUGGGGGCGCUGGGGGGGGGGGCGGGGGGGCUUUAGCUAUGUCAGAAUUCAAUCUUAAAAGGCACUUACAAUAGGGUAAUGCUUAAUAGAGGGCACAUGGAUCCAUACACUAGACUAACGCGGGAGUGGAAAAUUAAUUUAUGGUUUAGAGGGAACGCCAGACUCCAGGAGGGAAUUUCUGUGAAACUCUUUUCCUUGUGGGCAGCUUCCAAGCUUCCGCUUGUCAAACUGACCCAACUGGAGAGCGUGGCUUUCACCAGACUCCAGGAGGGAGCUUUCGUGAAACUCUUCCUCAUGAGAUAGCUUCCAAGCUUUCGCCUGUCAAGCUGACUCCACCAGAGUGCGUGGCAAACCACCACUGUGAAAUUCCUGUAGAAUUAUGAUUCUCUCUGCUCUUGGACAGCAGAGGGUGAGGUUUGACAGAUACGACUCAGGCAUCAGAGAAGCUGCAGGCAGGCCCUCUCCCAUGUCUAAACAUGAGACUUGGAUGUGCUCCUGGGAUCACCAGCAUGCUUUAUACUCUAUAAACAUAGAAUCCUUGGAGAACAUUCCUUAGCACCCCCGGAAGGCAGAUGUAAAGAGGCAGACUAGACGUGGAGGAAGACGCUGACUGUCAAAACUGCUGCCCCAGAGCUAAUUUCCUCUCACAGUACCAUAUAAGUAACAAAUAAUAGGCAAUAAAAACCUGAAGGAACUAAGAGUCACCCAUGGUCCUCUAUCUAUUGUUACUAUCAUUUUAUACCUGAUUAUUUCCUAUGCAUAUAUAUGUAAGAAAGAUUACACCCUGGGUUUUAAAACACAACAGUUUUUGUAAGCAGAUUUAGUAAAUAAACAUGUAUAUUAUCAUUUAAUGGUUAAAUAGCAUUUCAUAGUUUGGUUGUAUCCAUUUAGUAUUAAAUUGUUUCAAACUUCCCCCUACUAUUACACUACUAAACUUGC